AUGCUUCGUUUGCAGAAAAGACUUGCCGCUUCCGUACUUCGUUGCGGAAAGGGCCGUGUUUGGCUCGACCCAAACGAGUCCAGCGAAAUUGCCAUGGCCAACUCCAGGUUUAGUGUUAGAAAACUCAUAAGCGACGGUCUAAUAAUAAAGAAAGGAGUUGCUCCGCAUAGUAGAUCUAGGAUCAGGCUUUAUCAUCUCGCCAAGAGGAUGGGUAGACAUACCGGUAUUGGUAAGAGGAAGGGUUCCAAAGGUGUUAGACAGCCUGCAAAGCUGCUCUGGAUGAGGCGUCAGCGUGUUUUAAGGCGUUUGUUGAGAAAGUUGAGGGACUCUAAGAAAAUCGACUCCCACAUGUACCACAACUUUUACAUGAGGUGUAAAGGUAACCAGUUUAAGAACAAGCGUGUUCUUCUAGAGGCAAUACACUCUCAGAAGAACUCUUGGGUUAAACAGAAGGCUGAAAACGAACUUGUCGAGGCGCUGAGAGCCAAGUCGAAGAUGCUAAAGGAGAAGAGGAAAGCCAGACUUUCCGCCAUGUAA
This is a messenger RNA of Theileria annulata, 537 nucleotides long. Its product is annotated as 60S ribosomal protein L19, putative. Gene Ontology annotation, molecular function: structural constituent of ribosome; RNA binding. The record is from RefSeq and is a predicted model, not a curated record. Gene Ontology annotation, biological process: translation. The transcript has a single exon. Gene Ontology annotation, cellular component: ribosome; cytosolic large ribosomal subunit. Lineage: Eukaryota; Apicomplexa; Aconoidasida; Piroplasmida; Theileriidae. Bases 1 to 537 code for a protein of 178 amino acids.